AUGGCCUUCUCGGUGGUGGAUGCGGCGCUGAGUGUGGCCAGAUCUGCGGCGGCGGAGGAGGUCGCCCUGCAGGUCGGCGUGGAGGGCGACCUGGGGAUCAUCAAGGAUGAGCUGGAGCUGAUGCAGACCUACCUGAUGUCCACCGACGAGGAGCGCAGCCAGGACCCGGUGGCGAGGGUGUGGGCGCGGCAGGUUCGCGACGUCGCCUACGACGUCGAGGACUGCAUCGAGGACGCCCGCAUCCAUCUGAGCGACGACUCGCGGUCGUGGUGGUGGUGCUCCCCCUCCAAGAUCCUGAAGCGGCGUCGCAUCGCGAAAGAGGUGACGAAGCUGAGGGACCGGGUGGACAGCGCGUGCAAGAGGAGGAGGCUCUACGGCCCGGCACCGGCUCUUCCUAGCGCGGCAGUUGCUGAUCCAGGUCCGGAAGGACGCCGGGAGCUCGAGGCAGCAGCACCCGCAGCUGGAGUUGACCUGAGGAAGCUGCUGGCCAGGCGAGACGACGACAAGUCGCUCAUAGUAGCAUCUAUCUGUACUUCGGGCACCACCACGACGACGACAGGCACGACGCUCGCAGGGGAGGCCUACGACGCGCUGGCCGCCACCGGCCAGUUCCGGUGCCGUGCCUGGGUGACGGUCCGGAACCCCUUCAAUCUCGGCGAGUUCUUCCGCAGCCUGCUCAGGCAAAUCCACGUGAACUCCUCUCCGGGAGAGGAACAGGUCGUGGAGGGAGCCACCGUUGUGGAUGUGCAGGAGACCAUAGAGACGAUGAGCACCCAGCAGCUGAUGAGCUCCGUUGCCAGGAACCUCGGUCACAGGAGGUACCUGCUCGUCCUCGACGGCGUAUCCACGAGGGACGAAUGGGACUCCAUCAGAUUGUACCUCCGGCCGGACGUCGAGAACGCCAAUCGGAUCAUUGUCACCUCCCAGAGAGACGACGUGGCCAAGUAUUGUGCCGGCGGGCAGAGAAGCAGCUCUUUCUGGCUGUCCAGUGGCGGUGCGCUUCUUUCUGCCUUCUGCAGCAUGGUAUGA
Messenger RNA from Panicum virgatum (switchgrass), 1029 nucleotides. RefSeq names its product disease resistance protein PIK6-NP-like. Lineage: Eukaryota; Viridiplantae; Streptophyta; Magnoliopsida; Poales; Poaceae. The record is from RefSeq and is a predicted model, not a curated record. The transcript has a single exon. The coding region runs from base 1 to 1029 and encodes 342 amino acids. Gene Ontology annotation, molecular function: ADP binding.